Molecule: messenger RNA, 474 nt
Organism: Funneliformis caledonium
Lineage: Eukaryota; Fungi; Glomeromycota; Glomeromycetes; Glomerales; Glomeraceae
Source: the annotation of a GenBank genome assembly
AUGACUUGUAUACAACUUCAGAGUAAAAUUCUUCACCUGCACUUAAACUUAGAUUUGGAUGGAUAUGGAGAAUGGGGAUGUUUUAAUGCACACGCAGAGUUCGCUGCCGAUAAUAAUAAUAGCGUAGCUCAGUAUAAUGUAGGGGAUUUAUAUAUUGGUGUUACUACAAAUGUACCACUUGGCAUGAAAUAUUUAAAAUUAGCUGCAUCAGCUAGUUGUCCUAGAGCUAUUGAAUUAUUACAACAUUAUGAGAUUAUCACUUUUCUUAGCGAAACUAAUAUUUAUGAAGCAUCCCAAUAUAAUAAAAACAUUUGCAAUGCAUCAAUGGAUAGAGUUGAUAAGCUGAAAUUGCUAUUAAAAUUACUGGAUUUAAUGAAGGAUAUCUCACAAGUACAAGAUAUAUCACACAUAUUUGGUAGUUUAAUGAAUGAUUUUGAGAUCGUUGGAAGACCUGAAUUUAAUCACGACAAUUGA